AUACGAUAACGUGCACGGAAAUGAUUAUGGCGAAACUUUCGACGGGCGACGUGCCGCGUACUACGAAACUUUUCACCUAUACUCUCGUCCAGCUCCAGAGAGUCUUCGCUAAAGUCUUCGCACUUGACGAGUUAAAUCUUCCGGUUGUUGGAACGAAGAAAAUUGGAGAACUCUCCAAUCACAGCAUUAUUAUCUUAUCAGGAAAUUGCCACAUUCGUGUGCUGUCGAGGCAAUGUUCAAAUAGAGGAAACAAAUCCAAGAUGCAACAUUGGAAAUGGAUUUCCGAUACUACGGCUGCUAUCUUCUUCCGCCUACUUGACAGACCAAGAAAAUAAUGUCGAUUUUCCAACAUACUCGAAAAAUUCUAUAUCCAACCUGACGUGGCAUUUGCGCUUAAAGGACUUUCCGACAUUUUGCUUCGGAUUUUGUGUAAACGAAACAGCUUUUACAAGGUAUUUUGCAAAAUGUAUAAUCUAAUACGUUCAUAUUAUAUCUCAGUGAUCUACAAAAUUAGUCCGCGGAACAAUACCUAAUACGAUUGAUCAUAAAAGAAACUAAUCAUCGCUAAUAGCGGUCGUGCAUUUUAUGGAGUUGACACUGAAUGGCGAUGUCAAUCAAGAGCACAAAUGGAUUAUUUGCCGCUGUCUCAGAGAUUGAUUUUGAGUGCCGUAUCGAAAAUCGAUUUUCAAUCACGCUGAUUCGAUUUACUUCUCCUUCAAAGUCCACUAGAAUGUAGAUUCAACGUGCCCGGCGAAUAUAGCGGAGGCCGAGGGUGUGCGAAGUC
Messenger RNA from Pogonomyrmex barbatus (red harvester ant), 784 nucleotides. RefSeq lists its product as uncharacterized. The record is from RefSeq and is a predicted model, not a curated record. Lineage: Eukaryota; Metazoa; Arthropoda; Insecta; Hymenoptera; Formicidae.